Epithele typhae is the source of this 1014-nucleotide messenger RNA. RefSeq lists its product as uncharacterized. NCBI's taxonomy places the organism in Eukaryota, Fungi, Basidiomycota, Agaricomycetes, Polyporales, Epitheliaceae. The transcript is spliced from 9 exons. The coding region runs from base 1 to 1014 and encodes 337 amino acids. The record is from RefSeq and is a predicted model, not a curated record.
AUGCCAGACAUUUAUGUCGCCAACGCUCAACUGCUUGGAGUGUUCUGCGAAGUGUUCACUACCGGUAUAUAUUUCGCGUAUUUGCCGCGAUGCGUAUCGAUCUGGAGGAGGAAGAGGAGACAAGAGCUGCCGCUGUGGCUGCCCAUCGCCGGAUUUGUGAUCUUCCUUUUGGCCACCGCAAACUUCUUUACAGAGAUGGUCAUCGGUUACGCAGCUUUUGGGAUUAGGCCUGGUGAGACACGCCCGGACCCUACCACUUUCUUCGCCGACGUCUCUUCGCCGACGUCACUCACCAAGGGUGUGCUCACCGCGCUGCUUGCCAUGGUCUCCGACUUCAUCAUCGUGUUCCGUGCGUGGGUUAUCUGGGAUUACAACCUGUGGGUCAUAUCUCUCCCAGUCGGCCUUCUUGUCACGACUUGGGCGCUCGGCGUCUGGGCCCUCUGGACAGAGUUUGAAACGGGAAUCCAACACACCGACAUCAUGCUCGCGGAGGUCUCAGUCCGGGUGCGCUACUUCUUCAUCACGACAUUUGUUCUCAACAUUUUGUGUGCCUCCCUGAUAUGCUGGAAGGUAUGGUGCGUAGUACGGCAGACGGCGCCGAUACUAGGAAAGAACCGGCCCAGCAAAGUGCUCGCCAUAGUCGUCGAAACCGCGUCGAUCUACUGCGCUCUCCUGCUGGCCCUCAUCAUCUCGGACUCUGUUGGAUCGAACAUAUUCUUCACAUUCCUUGGAAUGCUCCCUGGCAUCACUGCGAUCGUCUUCACCGUGCUCAUCGUGCGCGCAAGCAACGUUGUGCGCGCGUCGCAGGCGAACACGCGCUCGAUAUCCUUGCACAUCUCCGCCGUGCUCCCGCACACCCUGCACUCGACCGUCGACCCGCACCCGACGAGCCACGGCGCGCCGCCACGCCUGGCGAGCGAAGUGCUCGCAGACCUCGAGCGCAUGCCGUCCGAGAGCGAGAGCGAGACUGAGAGCGAUUUGGGGUCCGACCAGGUGGAAAAGUCUCCAGUUUGA